This is a messenger RNA of Hibiscus syriacus, 918 nucleotides long. RefSeq names its product transcription factor SPATULA-like. Gene Ontology annotation, cellular component: nucleus. Gene Ontology annotation, molecular function: protein dimerization activity. The record is from RefSeq and is a predicted model, not a curated record. NCBI's taxonomy places the organism in Eukaryota, Viridiplantae, Streptophyta, Magnoliopsida, Malvales, Malvaceae. Bases 59 to 763 code for a protein of 234 amino acids. The transcript is spliced from 5 exons.
UAUCCAAUCUUCUUCAUCAAAUUCCGCUUCAUUCUUCUUUGUUUCCUCCGUUUCUGGUAUGGCCAACUUUGGUGGUCCAACUGAGAACCCACGGCGUUUCUCACGGUCAGAGGCACGGCCUGGUGGUGGAGCUAUGACGCAAGGGAUGAUCUUGAGCGUUGGUUCUAUCGUCGGAGCUGCUGGCGAUGAUGGUACUACUUAUGAUUGUGAAUGCGAACGUGAGGAUGGUCUUGAAGCAUUGGUUGAGACACCACCAAAGCCAGCAGCACCAUCUCGUAGUUCCUCAAAAAGAAACAGAGCCGCCGAGGUUCAUAAUUUCUCUGAAAAGAGGAGAAGGAGCAAGAUUAAUGAGAAAAUGAAAGCAUUGCAAAAACUGGUUCCAAAUUCUAACAAGACAGAUAAGGCUUCGAUGCUUGAUGAAGUUAUUGAGUACUUGAAGAACCUUCAGCUUCAAGUUCGGAUGCUCUCAAUGAGAAAUGGAUUAAGCCUGCAUCCCAUGUACUUGCCUGGAGUUUUGCAACCACUCCAGUUUUCCCAAACAGGAAUAGAUUUCAGUGACGAAAACUGUUAUCGGCCCAUGAAUGCGUCAGGCCUGAUGCAGGCAAAUCAAGAAACCUCGCUGCCGAUAGUUUUUGAUAUGCCCCCGGAAUCCGUACUCAACCCGUCGAACAUAGUUUCUUCAAAUUCAUCAUCAGGAUUGGAAUCGAUCCAAGGCCAGUUCGAGCCAUUUCAGCUCUUUUCGUCAUCUCAGCCUCUCAGGUAAGACAUAUGAACAACAAUGCAUAAAAACUUUGGGGGGGGGGGGUUCUUACCAUUGCAGGACCACAAAAGCUUAGAAUCUUACAACAGCAAAGCAGCAAUUACUGUCAGGUUUCUGUCUCUUGUGUUUCUUACAACAAGGUCUUGACUCUAGAAAUA